AUGCGCGAUUCGCAGCAUAAGAGACUCCUAUACCACCGACUCAUCGGCAUCGCCUUGAUCGUUCCCACGUUGCAGCGCUGCGUGCGCUCCACGUGGCAUGGCCAGCUGCCUUUCGUUCGUGGAGGCCAAAGCACUGAUCCAUGCCUCCACCGCCACCGAUCUCCGCCAAGAACCUUGUCCACACGCUGUCUGCUGGCAAAGCGUAAUCUCGAUGACAAGAUCAACUUGCCGCAGCCACGGCCAAUACAUGAUCCAUCCGCGGCUGGUGACUGGGAGGAAGGAGGCAGUGUUGCCGGUGGGCCAGAUGAUGGCUUGCCACGCUGGUUUUUGGAAUUGAACGUUGCAGGCUUCGAGCCGGAUCUGAAGUUUUACAAUAACUUCAUUGAGCCGGCUUCCAAGAAAGGCGACUUGCGGGCAGCCGAGCGCUGGCUGCAAAACGCAAAGGCGGCAGGAGUGGACCCUGACAAGGAAACCCUGGCGCUGUUGUUCGAGGCCGCCUUUAAGUUUGGAGAUCUGCAAGCUGCUGCGCAAUACGCUGCCGAAGCGACAGAAAUGGGUGCAGAUCUUGAUGCCGCAACACUUGCUGACCUUUUGCGGGCAGCGGCAGCUCAGGAGAGCCUGGAGAUAGCAGAGGUACUUUACUCGCUUUGCCAGAGAAUUCCAGACACUGCGACCUAUGAAGCUUUGUUAUUGGCUGCAGCCAACAGGGGUGAUCUUGAUGCAGGCGAGAAGUGGCUUCGGCGAGCUGAGGAUGUCCCAAGUAUUGACACAAUGCGACGUUUGAUGAAUGCUGCUGCUUCUGUUGGCAACUUGUCGAUGACUGAAACGUUCUUUGAGAGCAGAGUUCCAGCAGGGUUGGCUCAAGAUCUGGCUUCCUUCAACAUUUUGAUCAAGGCCGCAUCUAAUGCUGGUGUGCCAGAGGCAGCUGAAUACUGGUUUACACGAGCAGCUGCAGAGGGCUUGAAACCGAGUUUGGUGACGUACACCACACUGAUCAAGUCUGCAGCGCGUGCAGGGGAUCUUACGAGUGCAGAGGAGUGGCUCAAGCAAGCUUCAAAGGAGUUAAAGCUGGAUAUCCAAAUUCUCACAGCUGUCAUUGAUGCAGCGGCUCGUCAGGCAAACUUGUCGGCUGCGGAGUUCUGGUUUCAACGAGCUGUUUCUCAGGGUCUGCAGCCGACACUGGUCACUUUCAACACCAUCAUCAGUGCUGCUGUGAGGUCCGAGGACUUCGCUUCGGCGGAACAGUGGUUCAAGAGGUGUGAGGAUUGUGGUAUCAGUCCUAACCGGAAGACUUUCAGCAUAUUGAUGAACGCUGCUGGGCGCGUGAAUGACUUGAACGCCACGGAGCAUUGGUUUCAAGUUGCACUGGCGAAGGGCAUACGGCCGGACAGCGUCAUGUUCAAGACCCUUUUGAAGACCGUGGUGCAGAAGGGCGACGUGCCUGCAGCCUCGCGGUGGUUUAACACAGCAAAGCAACACUUGAUUCAGUUGGACAAUGCCUCUGUCGCCUCACUUGCGCAGACUGCGGCACGCCAGGGAAAGCAUACCUUUGCAACUUCCAUUGUGGAGGAUGGGCGCCGGCUAAUGGGACUAACGUUUGGCAUCAACACGUACAUCAAUCUUGCCCAGAUAACUGCCAAGCAGGGAUUGAUGGCCACGGAGUCUUGGAUAGAAAUGGCAUUUCAACAUGGGCUGGGCAGAAACAUUGCCCUCUACAAUGCCAUGAUUACGGCUUGUGCGAAUUGUGCAAAGAGCAGCAAUUCAACAGGGAAAGGGAAGGGAGCGGAGUUGGCGGAGGAGUGGUUUGCAGAGAUCCAGAGGGUCGGGCUCCGGACAAACCUUCAGACCUUCAAUGCCAUCAUCAACGCAGUGGGCAUGCGUGGCCUCCGCCCAGCAGAGCGGUGGUUUGCAAAAGCCAUCGAGGCUGGCCAUCGCCCAGACAUGGUAACGUUCACAAACAUGAUCAGCAUCGCCUCUCAGAUGGAUGACCUGCAGUCUGCCGAGGGCUGGUUCCGGGCAGGGCUUGCUGCGGGGAUAAGACCAGACGUGGUGAUGUACACUUCUCUUAUUCAUGCGGCUGCUAAGGGAGGCAAAGCGGACUUGGCCGAGCAAUGGUUCCAGGAGGCUUUGGCAAGCGGGCUGUCCCCAGAUGUAGUUUCAUACACGACCUUGGUCGAGGCUCAUGCGAGAGCUGGAGACAUGGCCAAAGCAGAAGCUUACUUUCGAGAGCUGGACUCCAUGCAGCGUCAGCCCACUCUUCAAACAUACAGUGCGCUCAUCAAUGGGCAUGCCCGAUUGGGAGAUGUUGACUCAGCCGCUCGAUGGUUUGGGGAGAUGCAGCGACGCGGCGUUGCGGCCACCGUGGUCCAAUACAAUCAGCUGUUGAAAGCAUGCGCAGCAGCAUCGCCGAAAGGCCUAACCGAGAAAGCCUUUGCAGAAGAGUUGUUCCGGCAAAUGCUUGUUCAAGGCAUUUCGCCAACUGACGGAACCCUGGACGCCCUGAGAUGGGUAGUAGGUGGACCGCGCUGCAACGAGAUGCUGGUGCAGAAGCCUAGUCAAGCAAAAGGUGCUGGUACGACUCAGAUAAGUAGAAGAGGUGUGCUUAGACAGGUCCAGUGGCUUAAUUGCAAGGGGAUGACAGUAUGA
Symbiodinium natans is the source of this 2646-nucleotide messenger RNA. Lineage: Eukaryota; Dinophyceae; Suessiales; Symbiodiniaceae. The record is from the annotation of a GenBank genome assembly.